GGCAGGAGAGCCAGACAGGAAGCAUCAGUUUCCUCCAAGCUGCUUCCCUCCUGGGGCACUGGGCCACAAACAAUCCAGCCCCACCCUCCGCCCUCCUGAGCUCACAGCAGCAGAACAAAGUGCUGGGGACAAGGACUGGGCCAGCUCAGCCAUGGGCUGGGUGGGCGCGCACUCCCGUGGGGCACCGGGUGCCUUGGUGCUCCUGCUCCUGUUCUGCCCAGGGGCCCAGUCUCAAGAUACCCCACCACAGAUCUUGGUGCACCCUGAGGACCAGCUGUUCCUGGGACCAGACCCUGUCAGGAUGAACUGCAGAGCCUCAGGCCAGCCCCCACCGACCAUCCACUGGAUGCUGGAUGGGCAGCCCCUGAGCAUGGAGCCCCCGAACUUUCACCACCUCUUGCCCGAUGGAACCCUCCUGCUACUGAGGCCCCCGACCCCGGGACAUGGCGAUUCAGACCCAGGGGUCUACACCUGCGAGGCCAGCAACCGGCUGGGCACAGCCAUUAGUCGGGGUGCACGACUCUAUGUGGCUGUCCUUCACAAGGAUUUCCGGGUGCAGCCUCGUGACACAGUGGCCACCGUGGGAGAGAAGAUGACUCUGGAGUGUGGAGCCCCCUGGGGUCGCCCUGAGCCCACUGUCUCAUGGUGGAAGGAUGGGAAGCUCCUGGCACUGCAGCCUGGGCGCCACACGAUGGUCGGAGGUUCCCUACAGGUGUCGAGAGUUGAGAAGGGCGACGCCGGCACCUACCUGUGCGUCGCUACCAACAGGGCUGGUCGGCGGGACAGCCGGGCCGCCAGGGUAUUUGUGCAGGACCCAAAGGACUCUGAGAAACCCCUGAAGCUUCUGGCCGUGCGCAUCCAGCUGGAGAAUGUGACGCUCCUAAACCCCAAGCCUGAUGGAGGCAGCUCACAGGGGCCUGUCGUGUGGCUCAGCUGGAAGGUGAGUGGCCCUGCAGCCCCUGCACAGUCCUACACAGCUCUGUUCAGAGCUCAGGGGGCACCAUGGGCAGAGGCGCUGCUGGCCGGGCAGCACAGUGCAGAGCUUCGGGGUCUCCGGUGGGGCCAGGACUACGAGUUCAAGGUAAAGCCAUCCUCGGGUCGUGCCCAAGGCCCCGACAGCAACGUUUUGCUCCUGAGGCUGCCAGAACAAGUGCCCAGUGCUCCUCCUCAGGAAGUGACGCUCAAGGCUGGCAAUGCCAGUGUCUUCGUGAGCUGGGCACCACCCGCUGCCGAAAACCACAAUGGCAUCAUCCGAGGCUACCAGGUCUGGAGCCUGGGAAAUGCCUCAGUGGCCCCUGCCAACUGGACAGUGGCGGGCGAACAGACCGAGCUGGAGAUAGCCCCACGAGUACCAGGCUCCUACUGCGUGCAGGUGGCUGCGGUGACGGGUGCGGGGCCCGGGGAACCCAGCAGUCCUGCCUGCAUCUUUCUAGAGCAGCCCGUGGAGCAAGCAGCCCGAGAGCCAGGGGACAGCGCACCGUGGACCCUGGGCAAGCUGAGGACGGUCCUGGCCCGGCCGGAGGUCAUUGCAAGUGCAGUUGUGGGGCUCUGGCUGCUGCUGCUGGCAGCUGCUGUGUGUAUCCACCGGCGGCGCCAAGCUGGGGUGCACCUGGGCCCAGGUCUAUACAGGUAUACCAGUGAGGACGCCAUUCUCAAGCACAGGAUGGACCACAGCGACUCUCCAUGGCUGGCGGAUACGUGGCGUUCCACAUCUGGAUCUAGAGAUCUCAGCAGCACCAGCAGCCUGAGCAGCCGGCUGGGAGGGGACCCCCGGGAUGCUCUAGAUGGGCGUCACUCGUUGAUCUCCUGGGACCCCCGAAGCCCUGGGGUGCCCCUGCUUCCCGACACCAGUACUUUCUAUGGCUCCCUCAUCGCUGAGCCGCUCUCCAGCCCCCCAGCUCGGCCCAGCCCCCAGACCCCAGCUUCCAGGCGUCUCCCACCCCAGCAGGCCCGGGUCUCCGGCCCCUGGCCCAGUUCUGACAGCCUCUGCAGCCGCAGGGGCCUCAACUCCCCACGCCCGUCCCUGGCUCCCACCCAGGUUUGGAAGGCCAAGAAGAAGCAGGAGCUCCAGCAGGUCCACAGCUCCCCACUUCUCCGUGGUAGCCGCUCUGUGGAGCUGUGGGCAUGGGAGCAGGGGAGCGGAGGCACCAAGAACCUUUGCCAGAGUCCAGGUGCUGUCCCCCGAACCCUGGUGGCCUGGCGGGUGCUGGGCCCUCAGCUCCUCAGCAGCUCCAAGGAGCUGGCCACGCGGCCCCUCCCACCAACACCCCUUUCGCUCCGGGGAAUGGCCCCUCGGAGUACACAGCCUGGGCACCUGCUGGAAACUCAAACUCCCUCUUGCCCUGACCUGAUCCCUGAGGAUCUCCCCCGUCCCCCCAGCCCUCAGGCGUCCUCACUCUUGGGACCCAGCCCAGCCUCCAGCCGUCUGUCCAGCUCUUCACUGUCCUCCCUGGAGCAGGACCAGGACAGCGUGCUGACCCCUGAGGAGGUGGCACUGUGCCUGGAGCUCAGUGAGGGCGAAGAGACUCCCAGGAACAGCACAUCUCCUAUGCCCCGGCCACCUUCUCCGCCCAGCACCUAUGGCUACAUCAGCCUGCCCCCAGCCUCCGGGCUGGCUGAUGUGGGCCGAGUGGGAGGAGAGGUGGGGUCGCAGGGGACUAGCUUGCUGUGCACCCCUCGGCCCUGCCCCACCCCCACCCCCAGCGAGGGCUCCCUGGCCAAUGGCUGGGGUUCAGCGUCCGAGGACAAUGCACCCAGCGCCAGGGCCAGUCUUGUCAGCUCCUCUGAUGGCUCAUUCCUGGCUGAUGCCCACUUUGCCCGGGCCCUGGCCGUAGCCGUGGACAGCUUUGGACUGGGCCUGGAGCCCAGGGAGACAGACUGCGUCUUCACAGAUGCCUCAUCGCCCCCAUCUCCUCGAGAGGCCCUGUCCCUACCCCUGUGGGAAUGGCGGGCAGACUGGCUGGAGGGUCUGGAUAGCAGCUAUACACAGCAGCUGGCAGGGGGGCUGCCGCCUUGGCCCCCCGAUGUGCCGCUUUCCAUGCAAAGUCAGCUCAGCCACCCAGCAUCCAAGGCCUCAGGUGAGUCUCUGCUGGCCAGGGAACAAGGUGAGGGAAGACAAGGUAACCCACGGCCCUGAAGGCUCCCUCUGAGGCCUGUGAGAGACAGUGAGACUCAACCACCUCUGGGUGCCUGCAGGGUUGGGGACCCCUCUGGUGCCCUCCAGGAGCCUUUUCCCUCCAGCGCUGUGAAGCCAAAUGACAGGGCCCCACCAGCAACAAGGCCGCCGCAUCUGCCUGCUGCUCCCUGCCCUGGCUUCCCCUCUGCCCUGGAUCUUCACGAAACCCUGGGAUGCUGCCUCUGGACCACUAUUUCUCCUGGCCCACUUGGACUACAGGAAGUGGGGCCGGCAGUCUUUGGACACACUGAUAUAGAAAUGGAGCUUCUAGAAUCUUCCUCCUGCACCUUCCCAAAAGGUUCAACUCCAGCCUCUCUCCAGUGCCCAUGAUGGAAGGAAAUGAAGGAAGAAAACCAAGGAAUGAUGAUGGCCCUCAGCUCCAGGACAAGGGUUCUCGAGGGACUGUGGGAGGGGUAACAAGUGGGUCAGGACACCCCCCUACCCACACACUGUCCCUGAGCUUCGGGAAUUGAUGCCCUGAACCAACUAA
Molecule: messenger RNA, 3665 nt
Organism: Suncus etruscus (white-toothed pygmy shrew)
Lineage: Eukaryota; Metazoa; Chordata; Mammalia; Eulipotyphla; Soricidae
Gene: ROBO4
Product: roundabout guidance receptor 4
Exons: 17
Coding region: 152-3136 (994 amino acids)
Biological process (GO): cell-cell adhesion; axon guidance
Cellular component (GO): axon; plasma membrane
Molecular function (GO): protein binding
Source: RefSeq, a predicted model, not a curated record